AUCAGACUGUUUACCUGUAUCUUUCCAUCUCUCUCUCUCUCAGACUAUCUGUAUGUUUCUAUCCAUCCGUCUGUCUGUCUGUCUAUCUAUCUAUCAUAAAUUAACAGAUCUUGCAUUUCUACCGCACAUCUCUUUCACUUCCCCAACAAGUAUACAAAAUAAGAGAAUUCCAAGCCCCAUUUUAUAACACAUGUUUAUUUUUACAACCACUCGACCGAUGUUUUAUCUCGAGAAGUAAAGUUUUCUGCUUUAGGAAACGGUUUGGGGCCCCUCCCCAGAAAAAGAGGACAUUUGCAGCCGUUCCCCAAUGGGCCGGACGUUUCCACGUUCACCGGCCACUGUAUUUCCGUUCAGCGUUGAAGGCGAAGCAUUUUGCCCGAAGCUUAGUCUCCGAGUCUAAACUUAGCAGGACAGUUAGCAAAACCCGAAGCGUCCUCCUUCCCCUCCCAGUUCACACGUAGCUCUACAAUCCAAGUCUCGGGUAGGCAGGUUGGCUCGUUGCACCUGAACCCCUCCGCUGGUUUCGCAUCUCUCGGGAGGAUUUCGGGGCCGGAGAGCGUCUUCCAAAAGCGGAGUGGAUUCCCUACUAAAGCAGAGUGGAUUCCCUACCUAAAGCAGAGUGAAUUCCCAGUGGAUUCCCUACCUACAGCAGAGUGGAUUCCCCACCUAAAGCGGAGUGAAUUCCCAGUGCAGCCGCCGGGAAAUCUUGGGAGAACCAAACAGAGCAGAUCCUCUAAAUCCGAUUUAAUCGCGGAUUUCCCUCUUGCAUUGGAGUUGAACUGGCAGCUUCCCGAAACAGCGCGCAUUGCAUCCGCGCGCACGAUCACGAACAAGCCGUCUUAAAUCCUAGAGGAUCUUUUGGAAGGAACCGAGAUCCGCUGCCAGGGGGCUGCGAUCCACCGCGCGCCUUUCCCGGCGAGUCAGCCCCGCCGGGCUCUCGGAACCAGCAUCUUCUGGGCAACGCAGGCGUCACCAAGCGCCCUCUGGUGGCCGCCGAAGGUCGCACCCGCGGCCGGCCGACCGGGGGCUUCUCGCUUUUUCGCUCUCCAGGCAGGUCUGCGCGGCGCCGGGGCGCGUGCGCAGAGCGGCCCCUCGCCGCUCUUUCCAGCUGCAAACAGCUGGUGCGGGACCGGCGCGCGCGCUGAUGGGCGGCUGCAGCAGGAGGCAGCCUUUUGCACUUGCCGCUCGUGCUAGCGCGACGAAAGCCGUGAGAGCGGCCGGAGCGAAGGAUGCAGGCGGCCGAGCCUAUGCCGAGCUAUGAGCAGUUGGUGCGGCGGAGUUACCGGAGCCUAGUCGGGGCGCUGCGGAGCUGCACAGAUUGCGGCUGGGAACUGUCCCGCCGGACGUGGGCCGAGAACGCCCGGCUGGCCUGGACGGAGGCGCUGCUUUUUCUCCUUUGCGCCGUCGGUUGGACUCUAGCGCGCAGCGCAGCCUCUCGCUACCUCUUUCGGCCCAUCGCUGAGUGGUGUCAGUUACCCCCCAAAGAUGCUGCUAAGAUGCCUGAAAGUGCCUGGAAACUCUCCUUCUACAGCAUCACCUGGUUGUACGGCACUUACUUGCUCUUCUUUGCUGGAUACCCCUUUUUCCAUGAUCCACCUUCUGUCUUUUAUGAUUGGGAAAAAGGAAUGCAGGUGCCAUUGGAUAUUGCCCUGGCCUACCUAAUACAAAGCAGUUUUUAUGCCCAUUCUAUCUAUGCCACCCUUUACAUGGAUGCCUGGCGCAAGGACUCGGUCGUCAUGCUCAUUCACCACGUGGUCACGCUGACCCUCAUCGUCUUCUCCUAUAUUUUCAGAUACCACAACAUAGGGAUUCUUGUGCUCUUCCUUCAUGACUUUAGUGACAUCCAGCUGGAGUUUACCAAACUCAAUGUUUACUUCAAGUACCGAGGUGGCAUUUACCACCGUUUAAACGACACCCUUUCUAAUGCCGGCUGCAUCUCCUUCAGCGUUAGUUGGUUCUGGUUCCGUUUGUACUGGUUCCCCUUGAAGGUGCUUUAUGCGACCUGCCACACCAGCCUCCAGUCUGUCCCCAAAAUCCCAUUUUAUUUCUUCUUCAACGUGCUGCUGUUUAUCCUCACGCUGAUGAAUAUCUAUUGGUUCCUGUACAUCGUUGUUUUUGUGGCCAAGGUUUUGCUGGGACACGUGCAGGAAGUGAAGGAUGUACGGGAAUAUGAUAUUGAUGCUGCUUCUAAGAAGACAGACAAGGAGCUUCAUCUCCUCAACUCUUGGAAGGAAGGAAAUCACCUGAAGAACGGCAUCGUGAAAGACAAGCGGUUAUAGAGGCGCUUGCAGGACCACACGUGCACGGAGCCGAAUUCUGGAGAAAGCCGCAAGGAACCCUUCAUUCAAACUCCAGCCUGUUCAAGGGUGAACUGAAGAAAAUAAGAACUGCCACCCUAUCCCGCCCAGGGUUGACAACUAAGUUCUUAAUCGGGGAGCGAUUUACAAAUUUUCUUUUUUUUUUAAAAAAAAAGCCCCCUGGAGUUGGAUUUCAAGCUGGAUUUCCAUUAGCAGUGAUGGAAAUUAGAAGUAGAAGGAGGCCCAUGACGCGUCAUUUUAGCCGGGUCAGGUUGGACAGCAGGGCAUUCACACACACACACACACACACACAUACACACACACACACAAGCUGCUUCCAUCCUCUGGUGCAUCAGUGGUGCCUAGUAGGAAAAAGUUUCCCACCAGGGUGGGAGGGAUGAGGGAACUGUCAAGGCAGGGCCUUCUCUGGGGUGGCCCCAAGAAGGCAGAACUGUUUUCCCCUUGGUUCAGGACUCCUGAUUUGGUUGAAGAGGAAAUAAGGGAGGGGUGGUGGUGGGGAAAUCCCUUCAGGAUCUCCAGCUGGCAAAAAGCAAUGGUAGAAGGAAGCACAUGUGCGAAUCGAUGAAUUUUCAGCCUUACAAGUUAGGGUUGGGAAGGAGUAUCUCACUUUUUACCCCUGUUCCCUUUUCUAAACCAUGUUUGUUUUUGUUCCCCCCCCCCUUGUUCCAGUUGGGAGUGGAAAAAGGCGGCGGUAGUGUUUUGUCUUAACUGCGUGUAUUGGAGAAGUUGUAUAUAAAAUAAGGCUUGG
Ahaetulla prasina is the source of this 3066-nucleotide messenger RNA. RefSeq names its product ceramide synthase 1 (gene CERS1). Gene Ontology annotation, molecular function: sphingosine N-acyltransferase activity. The transcript is spliced from 7 exons. Gene Ontology annotation, biological process: ceramide biosynthetic process. Gene Ontology annotation, cellular component: membrane. The coding region runs from base 1230 to 2279 and encodes 349 amino acids. The record is from RefSeq and is a predicted model, not a curated record. Lineage: Eukaryota; Metazoa; Chordata; Lepidosauria; Squamata; Colubridae.